AUGGCCUCCAGGAUUACCUGGAUACACCCAGUCCGGGCUAUCCAAGUCCUCUUCGGCAUUGCCGUCUUCGGCCUCACAAUCUACGUCCUCAGCGUCUACAAAUACGACAGCGUCUCCGAAUUUAUGCUCUUCAACGGAAUAUGGACCGGCUUCUUCGCAACGCCCUACCUCGCCCUGGCACCCGUGCACUUCGCAAAAUUCUCACACCGGGUUCUCGUGCCUGUGCUGGAAACGAGCACGAUGAUUCUGUGGUUGGUGGGGGUUAUUCUGCUGGGUAUUGACUUGCCAUCAACUUCGGAGUGUAAGUCGGCGGGUUGUGAGGCGACGCUGGCGGUUGUUGUUAUUGCGGCUGUUGAGUGUGCCUUGUUCGUGGUAACUGCCGUCAGAGCUAUCCGGAUUAGCGUGCAAGCACACGUGCGAACCAACACAAAUGCCCAGGUCCAGCAGCCUGCCCCUGAAGCCAGCGGUGCGAUGGAGUCAGUAUAG
Molecule: messenger RNA, 486 nt
Organism: Aspergillus glaucus CBS 516.65
Lineage: Eukaryota; Fungi; Ascomycota; Eurotiomycetes; Eurotiales; Aspergillaceae
Product: MARVEL domain-containing protein
Exons: 3
Coding region: 1-486 (161 amino acids)
Cellular component (GO): membrane
Source: RefSeq, a predicted model, not a curated record